This is a messenger RNA of Homo sapiens (human), 4431 nucleotides long. RefSeq names its product DEAD-box helicase 55 (gene DDX55). Bases 2263 to 3990 code for a protein of 575 amino acids. Gene Ontology annotation, molecular function: RNA binding; ATP binding; RNA helicase activity. Gene Ontology annotation, cellular component: nucleoplasm. Lineage: Eukaryota; Metazoa; Chordata; Mammalia; Primates; Hominidae. The record is from RefSeq and is a predicted model, not a curated record. The transcript is spliced from 14 exons.
GCACAAGGCGCGUUCGAGCAGCGGCGACCGACGCGGCGAAGGAGCGCGCCAUGGAGCAUGUGACAGAGGGCUCCUGGGAGUCGCUGCCUGUGCCGCUGCACCCGCAGGUGCUGGGCGCGCUGCGGGAGCUGGGCUUCCCGUACAUGACGCCGGUGCAGGUUGGAGUGCAAUGACACGAUCUCGGCUCACUGCAACUUCUGCCUCCCGGGUUCAAGCUAUUCUCCCAUCUCAGCCUUCCAAGUAGCUGGGGUUACAGGCAUACACCACCACGCCUGGCUAAUUUUUGUGUUUUUAGUAGAGACGGGAUUUCGCCAUGUUGGCCAGACUGGUCUUGAACUCCUGACCUCAGGUACGCCCGCCUUGGCCUCCCAAAGUGCUGGGAUUACAGGAGUGAGCCACUGCGCCUGACCACAAGAGUCCUGUUUUUAAACACUGAGCUGGGUACAGUGGCACCCGCCUGUAGUACCAUUUGUUUGGAAGGCUGAGGUGGGAGGAUCCCUUGAGCCCAGGAGUUCAAGACCAGCCUGAGCAACAUAGUGAGACCCGCAUCUUCGAAAUUAAAAUAAAUAAUGGCCGGGCACGGUGGCUCACGCCUGUAAUCCUAGCACUUUUGGAGACCAAGGUGGGAGGAUCACUUGAGAUCAGGAGUUCAAGACCAGCCUGGGCAACAUAGGGAGGCCCUGUCAUCACAAAAAUUUUUUUUAAAUAAAUGAAGUCUUGAGUUUGAGAUGCCCAUAAGAUUCCCGGGAAUGUGGAGAAUGUAUUUCCAGCAGGCAGGGCUGGAGAUGAAAACUGGGAGUGCUAUGUGCCCUGCCUAGGGAAUGUAGUGCGAGCAAGACCCAAUCUCUGGCCUCAGAGCUCAUUGUCUAGACCUGUCAUCCACUACACAGUCAUCAGACAUGGCUAUCAAGUGCUUGAAAUACACUUUGUCCAAAUCAAAGUGUACUCUGAGUAUCAAAUAACACACUAGAUUUUGAAGACCUAGUAUGAAAAAAGAAUGGAAAAUGCUGAUUUUUAAAUAUUGACUAAAUGUGAAGGGACAAUAUUUUUGAUAUAUUGGGUUAAAUAAAAUAUUAAAAUUUAUUUCACCCAUUUCUUUUUACUUUUCUUACUAUGGCUAUUAGAAAAUUUAAAAUUGUUUAUGUGGUUCACAUUUUAUUUCUAUUGGACAGCAAUGGCCUGAAGCAGGGUCCUCACUGUUGGCACUAUUGACAUUUUGUGCUGGAAAAUUUUUUGUUAUGGGGCUGUCCUGGGCAUUGUAGGAUGUUUAACAACAUCACUGGAAUCUGUCCAUCAGAGGACAUCACCUCCCAACCCUGGUUGUAUUUUAUUUAUUUAUUUAUUUAUUGAGGCAGGGUUUUGCUCUGUUACCCGGGCUGGAGUGCAGUGGCACAGUCACAGCUCACAGUAGCCUCGACCUCCCUGGGCCUAGGUGAUCCUCUUACCUUAGCCUCCUGAGUAGCUGGGACUGCAGGCAUGCACCACCACACCCACAUAAUUAAAAAAAUUUUCUUUGUAGAGACAGAGUCUCCCUGUGUUGCCUGGCUGGUCUGGAAUUCCUGGCCUUAAGGGAUCUACCCACCUGGGCCUCCCAAAGUGCUGUGAUUAUAGAUGUGAGCCACCACGCCUGGCCCACCCUGGGUUUUGACAACCAAAAAUGUCUCCUUACAUUGUCAAAUGUUCCCUCAGGGGUUGAGCAGGGGGAUAGCAAUCACUGUGUAGAGGCAGUUAGAAUAAUAUUACACCUGCUGUGAUUUAAGUGAGCUCAGGCCCUGGGGACCAGGGCUGAAUCCUGGAGGGAGCAGCCUCCAGGCCAAGGCCUGAAUCUAAUUGAGGUUUUUUUUGAUUGCUAAAACCAGGUUUCUUUUAAAGUCUGGCAACCUCUACAGUGCUUAAAAUGAGAGGGUUUAUUUGAAUCAUGAUUCUGUGAUACUAGAGCUGGAAGGGACCCUAAAACCCAAUGUCUUCAACGCCUUCCUGGUUCAGAGAGGAAAGUAGGAGCGACAGGGCUAGAAUUCAGGACUCCCACCUCCCAGCUCAGCUCACUGUCCCCACACGCCGUCCACAUAGACACAGUUGCCACGUUUGAUUCAACUUCUCUAUGGUGACUUGGUUACUCAGAGCCCCUUUUGUGGUGGGACCCACUGUGACCUUAGCUGCCCAUUAUGUUCCUAGGGCUUCGGGUCUCACCUGUGAAUUGAUGGCAUCCUUUAACCAGUGCUUUGCAAUCUCUCUCUUUAGUCCGCAACCAUCCCUCUGUUCAUGCGAAACAAAGAUGUCGCUGCAGAAGCGGUCACAGGUAGUGGCAAAACACUCGCUUUUGUCAUCCCCAUCCUGGAAAUUCUUCUGAGAAGAGAAGAGAAGUUAAAAAAGAGUCAGGUUGGAGCCAUAAUCAUCACCCCCACUCGAGAGCUGGCCAUUCAAAUAGACGAGGUCCUGUCGCAUUUCACGAAGCACUUCCCCGAGUUCAGCCAGAUUCUUUGGAUCGGAGGCAGGAAUCCUGGAGAAGAUGUUGAGAGGUUUAAGCAACAAGGUGGGAACAUCAUUGUGGCCACUCCAGGCCGCUUGGAGGACAUGUUCCGGAGGAAGGCCGAAGGCUUGGAUCUGGCCAGCUGUGUGCGAUCCCUGGAUGUCCUGGUGUUGGAUGAGGCAGACAGACUUCUGGACAUGGGGUUUGAGGCAAGCAUCAACACCAUUCUGGAGUUUUUGCCAAAGCAGAGGAGAACAGGCCUUUUCUCUGCCACUCAGACGCAGGAAGUGGAGAACCUGGUGAGAGCGGGCCUCCGGAACCCUGUCCGGGUCUCAGUGAAGGAGAAGGGCGUGGCAGCCAGCAGUGCCCAGAAGACCCCCUCCCGCCUGGAAAACUACUACAUGGUAUGCAAGGCAGAUGAGAAAUUUAAUCAGCUGGUCCAUUUUCUUCGCAAUCAUAAGCAGGAGAAACACCUGGUCUUCUUCAGGUACUCCUCUGGUCUCUGUGGUAGAGGCAUCAGGGAUUCAGCCAGAAUGUGCAGCACCUGUGCCUGUGUGGAAUACUAUGGGAAGGCUCUGGAAGUGCUGGUGAAGGGCGUGAAGAUUAUGUGCAUUCACGGAAAGAUGAAAUAUAAACGCAAUAAGAUCUUCAUGGAGUUCCGCAAAUUGCAAAGUGGGAUUUUAGUGUGCACUGAUGUGAUGGCCCGGGGAAUUGAUAUUCCUGAAGUCAACUGGGUUUUGCAGUAUGACCCUCCCAGCAAUGCAAGUGCCUUCGUGCAUCGCUGCGGUCGCACAGCUCGCAUUGGCCACGGGGGCAGCGCUCUGGUGUUCCUCCUGCCCAUGGAAGAGUCAUACAUCAAUUUCCUUGCAAUUAACCAAAAAUGCCCCCUGCAGGAGAUGAAGCCCCAGAGAAACACAGCGGACCUUCUGCCAAAACUCAAGUCCAUGGCCCUGGCUGACAGAGCUGUGUUUGAAAAGGGCAUGAAAGCUUUUGUGUCAUAUGUCCAAGCUUAUGCAAAGCAUGAAUGCAACCUGAUUUUCAGAUUAAAGGAUCUUGAUUUUGCCAGCCUUGCUCGAGGUUUUGCCCUGCUGAGGAUGCCCAAGAUGCCAGAAUUGAGAGGAAAGCAGUUUCCAGAUUUUGUGCCCGUGGACGUUAAUACCGACACGAUUCCAUUUAAAGAUAAAAUCAGAGAAAAGCAGAGGCAGAAACUCCUGGAGCAACAAAGAAGAGAGAAAACAGAAAAUGAAGGGAGAAGAAAAUUCAUAAAAAAUAAAGCUUGGUCAAAGCAGAAGGCCAAAAAAGAAAAGAAGAAAAAAAUGAAUGAGAAAAGGAAAAGGGAAGAGGGUUCUGAUAUUGAAGAUGAGGACAUGGAAGAACUUCUUAAUGACACAAGACUCUUGAAAAAACUUAAGAAAGGCAAAAUAACUGAAGAAGAAUUUGAGAAGGGCUUGUUGACAACUGGCAAAAGAACAAUCAAGACAGUGGAUUUAGGGAUCUCAGAUUUGGAAGAUGACUGCUGAUUCCAGUGCCACAGAUGAACCCACAAGGACAUAGCUGUUCCCUAACUUGGUGGAUGGCUCCAGUUUGCUUUUAACGAAAAUCACAACUUCAGGAGACAUCUGAAAAGAAUGAUGUCUCUGAAAGCUGUCCUUUCAGAUGAGGGAGAAAUGAAGGAUUUCACACUUCAGAAUAUUUUACUAAAAACAUUCCAGUCUUGGCCGGGUGCGGUGGCUCCUGCCUAUAAUCCCAGCACUUUGGGAGGCUGAGGCAGGAGGAUCACUUGAGCCCAGGAGUUCAAGACCAGCCUGGGAACACAGCGAGACCCUCUCAUUAAAAACAACAAAACAAAACAAUUCCAGUCUUGGAGUAGUCUAACAGAAGAAAAUGUAAAAUUAUUUGAGUGUAAAUAAUAGAUGUCAGUAUUUAUCAUGAUGGGUCACAUAUAGACAUAUGUACAUAUU